AUGAGUAUGUUCUCCCAUGUAGGCACUGAUGAUGUGUCACAAGUAACGAGCAGCGUUACAAGCAAGACCGAAAUCAACUAUGAGUACCACCAACAAGAAAGUGCUUUUCAGCAGUCUCUUACGUCCAGGGAGCUCAUUGAUGAAAGCGGCAUGGGCCAGGAUUGCUUAUUUUUCAAAGGCGUAUUAGAUGACUGCUACCAAAGCCGCCUCUAUGCUCGCGUGCUCGAAUUUUAUUUCAUUGAAAAUCAUCCUAAGCACGGACCGUAUCGCUGUCCAAUGGAAAAUUGCAAGAUAGACGAAUUCGAUGACCUCAAGCAGAUGAUUCUACAUCUCAAAGGCUGCAAGUACUUCAAGCAAGGCUACAUUCGAUGUCCAGGAUGCAAUAACGUUGAGAGAUUUCGGAAAACCUCUAACAAAGGUUGUUCUUGGAAUAGACCUAGUCUCAAGCAUAGAAUUCAAAAGAAACUCGAAGCUGCAUUGGAUAUUAUCAAAAGAAUUGCUAGUUGUCAGGCAGAGUCAACCAUGGUGUUGGGUCUGUGUCAGAACUGUGGCCAUCCAAUAACACCGAAUGGGUUGGACAAAACUCCCCAAUUGCUUCACAGCCAUUCUCCAACCGGUUCAAUCUCCAACACCUCAUCGACCACAGACCACUGUCAAGACGAUCUAGGAAAACACUGUUGCUAUGAAGUUCUAGGCAAAGAGCUCUAUGAUAUUACAUGCAUGAGACCCUGCGAAGCUCCUAACACCUAUUUACCUUGUGAAGCUCCUAACGACUACCUACUCUACGAAGCUCCUGGCGACAACUCACUCUGUGAAGCUCUUGGCUUGAGACACCGCGAAGAUCUCAGUAAGCAACACCUUGAACUCAUCGAUUCGCAAGGCCACACACCAGAGUUGCCAACCUAUGAUAAGAUACAGUUACAUGUCCCACAUGAUACAUUCACCUCAGGCCAGCCGUCUGUAUAUAACCUACCAUCGGAAUUGGGCUCAUCUCCAGUCAAUCCUGGGGCUAUAUCUUCCACAGGCGUGUCACCUCUGUUCGCUGCAACAUUAACAACCACAUCUACAGAGAACUCUCAAUGCCAAAGCUCAUUGACGAGCCAUCAAUACUCUGGAAGUUCAUCUGAUCAUGAGAUAAUCUCAAACAAAGGCCAUAACAUGGAUGAAAUGCGAAACAAUUGGCAGGGAUCCCGAUUAACACGACUCUAUGAUCCGGCGUCUACGCGCGACCUAGUAGAUCUAGAGUCGUCUUUUGGGCAACCACUUUCAAUACAAACGGGAUAUGAUGAACCUGAUGUGAAUUAUCUAUUAUGGGAUAAUUCCACCUUUUAUCAAGGUCCUCUAGGUCCUGUGAAUAGUACGGGACACUUAAGGGACAUACCGUCUGUACCCAUGAUGGAAACAUCUUUGUCUGAUGCUGGAGCUUUUGCUGGCCCGUCCGUCCAAAUUGCAGAUGGCAAUAUCGCUACGAAUAUCGGACCAAUUUCUCCCUCUUCUCCCCUCGGUUCGACAAUACCAUCUUCGAACUCUGAUCAACCUCCUGAAUCGGAAUUAUCAGAAAACGAAUUGACCUGUUCCUCUUGUGGAUUUAGACCUUCAGGAAAGGAAGCAAAUCGCAGGGCAUAUCUCCGAAAGCAUGAAACGAUCCACCAGAAGCCCACGUUUCCAUGUGAUCACUGCGGCAAACCCUAUACUCGGCGAGAUAACAUGGUUGUCCAUCGUGACAAAUCUCAUCCCAGCCCCAGUGAUCGCAAGAAACGCCGAGAUAACUCAGUUGAUAUUGGCAUGGGGAACCAAAGGAAAAAGAGGUUUUCGGUAAGUUAG
Messenger RNA from Annulohypoxylon maeteangense, 1824 nucleotides. RefSeq lists its product as uncharacterized. NCBI's taxonomy places the organism in Eukaryota, Fungi, Ascomycota, Sordariomycetes, Xylariales, Hypoxylaceae. The transcript is spliced from 2 exons. The record is from RefSeq and is a predicted model, not a curated record. Bases 1 to 1824 code for a protein of 607 amino acids.